UCUGAAAUGGAAUUUAGGGAAUUUAUUUGGUACUUGCUCUACCUCUAUAUCUUCUAUAAAACCCUUGGCUGGGUCUAUUUCUUGAUCAUUGCAUACCAGAAUUACCAAAAAGGACAAAGGAUCCGUAAAGAAAGAGAUAGCAAGAUUUAUGACUUCCCAGAAGAGAAUAAGGAAGUUCUUGUUUGCACAACUAUCCAAGAGCUUGUUGAUGGUCAGAUCUCGGGAAAAUUCACAGCUACAGAUAUAGUCAAUACUUUCGCUAAGAGAUGAUACAUAAUUGGCAGGAAGUACAACUAUACUUGUGACGAAAUGUUUGAAAGAGCCCUCAAAGAAGCAGAAGAGAAGGAUACUCAGCUCCAGUCUCUUCUGGAUCAAGGUAGAGAUCCUAGGAAUGCUCUUGGCAAGCUUCAUGGUGUUCCUUUUUCAGUAAAGGAUCAUAUCUGGGUUGAAGGUACUAUCUCAUCCCUUGGUGUUUCUUCGAUGGCUGAUAAUGUGAGGAAUAAAGAUACUUAUAUAGUGCAAGCUUUGAGAAAAGAGGGAGCAAUCCCUCUUGUAAAAGGUAACACUCCUGAAGGAUGCUUCAGCUUCCACACUACUAAUUAUAUCUGGGGUGAAGCAAAGAAUCCAUGGGAUACAUCUAGAACAUGUGGCGGAUCUACAGGAGGUGACUCAGCUCUGGUUGCAUCUGGAUGUAUCCCAUUUUCCAUUGGUUCAGAUAUGAUGGGUAGUCUACGAGUACCAGCCUUGUUUUGUGGAAUUUACUCAUUAUUUCCAACUCUAAAGAGACUUUAUGCUAAGAGAGCAGAUACUUACCUUCAAGAUAACAUUUUUAAUUUCGAAUUAAUGAAAUAUGCACUUGGACCGUUAGCAAGAAAUGCAAGUGAUCUGACCCUUCUAUCCGAAAUUAUCUUUUCUGAAAAUGUUUAUGGAGAAUACAGAAGAUAUCCUAAAAUUCCCUUCAACAAGACUCUUCAUUCAAACAACAACAAUCUCAAAAUAGGAAUUCUUAAUGACGUUGGGAAAUUAUCGGCUCUUUCCAAAACAGCUGAGAGAUCAAUCGAAAUUACCGCACAGAUUCUAGAAGACAAUGAACACGAAGUUGCAAAUGUCGACCUCAUUGAAGACGUCAAGGAGCAGUCUCAAAUGAUGCUUCUCUGCGGCAUCUACACGUUCACAAUUCCUUUAAGAAAUAUCUGGCUGAAAUCCAAAGAUAUUGUGAAUCUAAACACUUUCUCUAGUAUAAUUUUGGGAUAUACCCCAAAAGUUAUUAUCAAAAUAGUUGCAGUUAUUCUGAAACUCUUUGGAGAAAAGAGGAACUCUUUUCUCUUGAAGUCCACAAUUGAGCCAUCUGCUCAAGACAUCAUGGACUUUACCAUGAAGAGAGAUCAAAUGGUCCAGAAGACAGUUGAGAAGUGGAAGGAAUUAAAUCUAGAUGCUUUAAUUGUUCCCACAUAUCCAAUUCCUGCAUUCAAGAGGGACAAUUUUGAGAUGAUCAAGCUAAUGCCAGGAGGAUAUAGGCUCUCAUGAUUUUGGGGAUUUCCUUCAGGGUUUGUACCAAUAACUACCGUUAGAGAGGAUGAGCAAGAAUAUAUUGAUGCUAAUCAUAAUGACAGUAUUUCAAAUGCAUGUGCUGAGUCUAUGAAAGAUUCAAAAGGAAUGCCAAUGGGUGUUGAAGUAAUAUGCAUGCCUUAUAAGGAAGAACAGGUACUCAGAAUUAUGGAAUUGCUUCAAAAGGAUUCAAAAUUUCACGUCAAAAAUCCAUAUCCUGAUAUUCACUAAAGUUUUGUUUCAAUUUAA
Moneuplotes crassus is the source of this 1797-nucleotide messenger RNA. The record is from the annotation of a GenBank genome assembly. Lineage: Eukaryota; Ciliophora; Spirotrichea; Euplotida; Euplotidae.